Phaethon lepturus (White-tailed tropicbird) is the source of this 830-nucleotide messenger RNA. It is a transcript of the gene WDR54, whose product is annotated as WD repeat domain 54. The transcript has 7 exons. Gene Ontology annotation, molecular function: protein binding. The record is from RefSeq and is a predicted model, not a curated record. Lineage: Eukaryota; Metazoa; Chordata; Aves; Phaethontiformes; Phaethontidae. The annotation marks the transcript as partial.
GUGGGGAGGGCUUUUGCCCCGUCUUCCCCCUCCCUGGACUCCUGCCGAGCCUCCUUUCCUUCCAGGCUGCUUGGUGCGUCCUGCCGUCACGGGUCCUGCUGGUGCUGACCUCUCAGAAAGGGAUCCAGAUGUAUGAGUCCGAUGGCUCCAUCAUGGUUUAUUGGCAUGCGCUGGACGUCACGGAGCAUCCUCCAGCGCAAGCAGUGUUUGCUCGAGGGAUCGCUGCAGCUGGCGGACGCUUCAUCUGCGUGGGGACAUCCUCUGGGCAGGUGCUGGUGUUUGACAUCCCACCCAAAGGGACGAACGUCACCGUGAGCGAGGUCCUGGAGCAGCACCGCGACGCCAUCACCGACAUCGCGGCGGAGCUGGGCCAGGCUCCGGACGGGGCUGGUGACCUAGUGACUGCGGAUGACGCUGGGACCCUCUGCGUCUGGAGCACAGGGGAGGAGUUCACCCUGCUCAGCAAAAUCCCGGCCUUCGGCUGCACCUGCUCCUCUGUGAAGCUGUGGAACGGGGUCGUGGCUGCUGGCUACGGAAAUGGGCAGAUUCGGCUGUACGAGGCAACGACCGGCCUCCUGCGCGCCGAGGUCAAUGCUCAUGCUCGAUGGAUCUAUGCCCUGGACCUGGCGCCACAGACGGGAAAGGUACGGCUGGCUGCACUGGUGCACCUCGGCCCGUGUGUGGCAUCCCGCUGCUCCCCGCUGCAGAUCGAGCACUGCCACGCCGAGUGUGCCCGGGUCUGCUGUCCCCGCUUCUGCGACCCCGAGGGAAGCUCCUUCGCUGUGACCGGCUACGACCUGAACGAGAUCUUCCGCUACAGCCGGGCGUAG